AUGUCGUCUUCCUCCAGCAACAGGGGCGGAUUUUCCAUUAUGGAUCGGGAUUUUUGCUCGUUGCUGUCGGAGUUACAGUCGGAAAAGGUAACCGUACGGCAAAAGGCUUUCAACAAGCUGGUGACCAUUUUGUCCAACCGGGAGGAUGAUUUUCUAACAUACAUAAACUCAGAAAGCUUCGAAACGGAAUGGAGUACCGUCUUCGAUGCAAUCUAUGAGGGCAUGGUAAAGCAGAGUAGCUACAACACCGCGCAGACGAUGAGCAAAAAUCAUGACUAUAUCCUGGCGCUGCCUAAACUGCUCGAGCUAGCUAUGGGUCGGGAAAUCCCUCAGCUUACGUACAGCCAGAUGAUUAGAGCGUUCACUAUGGCCCUGUCUGAUCAGUCGAUGCGGAACAACUUUGGCUCCUGUAUUCUGCAACUUCUUCAAAAGUAUGUCCUGUCAUCCGCGUGGCCGCUAACAGCGGUGACCCACCAAGAGUGGAGUGACAUUUUGGACCGAUGCUUUGCGAUGCUGGACUUAUCACAACUCCCGAUCAAAACGACGGUGGGAUGCGCAUCAUUAGCCGUAAGCAAAUUUCUGGAAAAUUGCGCGGAGCGAACGAUGCUUGCAUGUUAUCUACCGGUACUGAUCGAUCAUAUGCGGAGGACGAAAAAUAUGCAAGAUAACGAGAAGAAAAUAGUUUCCCACGAGCUUGUAGUAACCGCCUUCCACAUCGUACAGGCCAUUGCAGUUGAUUGUAAAACGAGCGUACUCGAGUUUUUGGAAUCGUUUCUACCAUUCGCAAUUGAUGCCUACCAGGGACGACUAAUUAAGGAGCAAAAACAUGCACUGUUCCGGCUGAUGCACCUUUCGCUGAUUGUACUAUACCCGGGCGGAAAGUCGCUAGCGGACGCUGAAAGGCUUACAAAAGACGACUAUCAAUCCCCGGGAGACGAUGCAACGCGCAGAAAGACGCUACAACGCUACCAUACAAUAGUAACGAGUGAGAUCGAGGCAUUACGUGGGUCAGAAAAUGGCAAGGAAGGACCGAAGGAUGAUGUUUUUGUAGAUUUUGCUGCCAGACUGUGUUACACGUUUUACUGGAACGAAGACAACUGGAGGGACGCUGGGAGCAGUGAAUCAUCCGCCAAGAGGAACAAGCAGUAUAACAAAUUACAAAGCAUAAUGGAAAUGGUUUCACCGAAACCCAAUCAGUUCAGUUGGCGUUGGUUCGAAAUACUAUCGAUUGUACUAAACAGGUACAGCUCCGCACUCACAAACGAAGACUACCCAAGAAUGCUACAGUUGCUGUGUGACUUUCAAGCGUCGUUGCAAACGCCUUUACAACAAAACGCAUUCUACCGGUGCUGUGCAGUAUUGCUGAAGUUCGAGGCAUCUCCAACGUUUCGAACGUUAUCAACUAGGCCGGUGAACGAAGCAACCAAUUCGGAGGCGUUGUGGUGCAAAAUUUUUACGGCAGCAUCGCGCGGAUGUACUACCACGAGUGCCAAAACGUCCGUCGAAUCCAAUCUGCUGCUUCAGCUGCUCAUAAGACAUCGCAAAUAUCCCAGUGUUAGCUUUUUGAAUGCGACAGUACUAGAAGCGUUCUACACAUAUGCUAUAGAAAAAACGAACGUUAACGUUGGCACGAUUCUCGCCAUUCUCGAGACGUUGGGCAGUAUCGAGCAUCUGGGCGAUGUUGAUGGGGUGCUGACGAAGCUUUUAAACUACCUGUUUCCGCAGACACGCGCAUUGGUGUCGAAGGAUAUAGUAAACUCAAAGGAACGCAUUCAUUCGAAGGUAUUGGCAGGGAUAUUAGUUCUCUGCGUAGUUACAAGGCACGUUUCAGGUGGAUCGGACGAGUCCGUAACCGUUAAACACGGCGAUAAUUGCAAAGAUCUGUACCAAGAAGAAAACGUCCAGCUGCAAGUUUUGGAACAGCAAUUUCUGCAACACGACUUAGUGCAGUUCAUUAGACCAGAGCAUCAUCAGAAUGGGAGCGAAUUCAGCAACACGACUAAUUUGAAGUUUAACGUCAAUGAACAACUUUUAAAACGGGUCUGUGAGGUGAUAAACUUCGACAAACACACGUUACCAGAAGAUGAUAGUUUCCUCUACAACGCACUAGUUCGCAUUUGCUACGACGUGGAACUGUAUUUGGAGAUGGUCAAUAUUUUAGUACUGCAUCAAGCGUACGACGAAGCCCAAUACACCAAGUGUCCGCUGGACAAGAAGACGUUGUUCAAGUUUCAACAACUAAACCUGGGCUUUGAGCGGCUUAUCGACAGGGAUGUGUCGCUUAAUGUCCACGAGGUGACAACAAUCGGCGAACGGUUGUUGGCGAUUUUCCGCGGACCCUAUCAUCCCUUGGUGGGGAAGCUGUUAAAGACAACCGAUCACACGAUGGUCCUACGGUGGACCGUGGAACAGGUCGUUACAGAUGGCAGUGAAAAUUCAACGCAUUUUUCGAUUCCACGCCCGAAUCAGCUCUCCGAGAAACAAGCGUUCAAAAGAUGUUUCCUCCAUAUCCUGGCGGAAUACGUGCAAUACGAUGGGGCAUGCUUUAACGAAGUGUACGACCUGCUGGACAGGCUCGAGUUAAACGUCCACAGCAGUUUGGAUUUGUUCUACUUUUUCGACAUAUGUCGUAUUUUACUACGGCAACCAUCGCAAGAACUGGUGGCUAAUUGGGCUAUAAGGAAGUUUGUUGAAGUGUGCCAAAACCACUACACAAAUGCCGAAAUUUCGGAGAUGAUAAUUGAUCUUUACGCCGAUUUCACUACAUAUAUCAGCCCAUACGAUGGAAUGGUACGCAACGCAACGAUAAUUCUGAAUUCUUAUGUCAAGCAGUGCACAAAACGUAUAUACUCUAUUGGAUUACAGGCAAAAAUAAUUGCCCAAAUCAAGCAUCUCCUGAAAGCGUACCCAUUCCUGUAUGAAAGUUCGAUGCACGAGAAUAUUUACCUGGGCCUGGUGCCCCUUUUGCGCAGCUCUAACUAUCAGAUAAAGCUAGAAGCAGCUAGGAACAUUCUGUACAUUAUGCAAACGGAGUGGGCGUUUGCCAAAGGUACACCGGUUCCAGGAACGUUUUAUGAAUUUCAAUCGAAACUGUACGAAACAAUCUCGUUUGAUGAAUUAGCUACAGUUUCUACGGACCUGAACGAACAUUGCAACAUCGUAAGUGCUUGUCUGCAAUUAUUGAUUGGCGUGUUUUGUGUGAGUUAUGCUUUGCGAAGGAAAGCCUUGUAUGAUAUUGUGUUGUUAGUUCACUCGGCGAAUGUAAAUGACGGAAAAAUUACCACUACUAUUCGUUCGGCCAGUGCUGCAAUUGGUGUAGAUUUUGGGAAGCUUCUUCGGGCAAACAUGGACAAAGUGCUGAUGCUGUGGCUGGCGAAAGGCUAUAGACUAAAGCACUUUCCAUACCGGCUAGCAAGAAACAUCGCUUCGGUGGAAGAAUUCGUCCAAUUGCAGAAGAAAAGCAUUGGUUUCGUAGUACUUGCGAUGCAGCCGAAGCAAUUUGUACAAUUUUGUGAUACAAUUGGUUUGCAGCAAUCAGAAAUGGUGAAGAGCAUAUUACCGAAAUGUGUAUCAUUUCUUCUACCUCAAUUAGCCAAGUGCACAGAUAUGGCUCCGAAGUACAACGCUAUGGCGAACCAAAUGAAAGAGGGACUUGCUUCCUACUUAAACGCAAUGGAUCUGAACUCACAUACGUUUGAAAUCAUCAAAGAUCUUACCAAACGGUUGAGCGAUAGUGAAGAACUAGGGAAUCUGUCGGAUCAGUGUUUCCCAAAGUGCUUUGUGGAUGAACUCUCGCUUAACAGUACAAACUACACAAAAACUUUGGAGUAUCUUAAACAAUCAAUUUGCGAUUCACCGCACCUAAAGUAUAAACUGCUUAGUAAUUUAUGCUUCAAAAAUGCUGCAACAGUUGAGCAUAUUCUCACGGACGUUAAACGACGUCUCUGGGACACUGAGGAACUGCAGCAAAAAAUGAUUCAUCUUUUUCAGUACGCCGUACUGUUGGAUCAUUUAAAGGAGUACAUUAUCCAGCAAAAGGAAAAAUCGCUCAAGCCCUACAUCGUACGAGAUACGGUUCAUUUUCUGUGCAAUCUUCUUACGGUUUGCCCUGGAUUGCGUUUGGCCACCCUCAACAGCUUUGAGCGGUUUUUGGAGCACGUGCUACCGGCCGAGGAUGCAUCCGAACUGCUAGCAGAACAUUUGCAUUUCAUUGUAUCGACACUGUUGGAAAUAGAAGAUGUAGAGCCAUCCUCAGCGAUAUCGCACAAGUCACUCUCGUUGUUGCGGCACCUGAUCUUAGACCAUUCCAGCAAAUUCGCCACCGCGAUUGGGAAGCUCAACUAUCUCCCAAAUGACGAUCGUUUUGAAGAAUUACGAAUGAUGAUCACACAACACAAAGCGACGAUCGACCGUGAGAAACAUUCCAUGAGAGGUGAAAUCACCUCCAUCAUGCAGUUACCAAAUUUACGGUACGAAGAUCUAGCCGCGUUAAGGAUCAUACUAUCCAACAACAAAAUAGACCUGAAGACUAUAUGUGACGAAAUGUCAAUUGAAGGCGGAUCCGUAGAAGUAGACGGUAAUGAGAAUAUACUGCAUCGACUAAUCAAUAUUCUUCUGGAAGUUGUUCGAAAUGCACCCUUUGACAAGCGUUCGGUAGAAGCGCUCCGAUGCUUAGCCGAGAUUGGACCGAUCGAUCUGGGAACCAUGCUACUUAAGUCGGAUACUGAAAUGAUUGCCUACGACAAGAUAAGCAACUCGAAAGAGGCAAUUGAAAGAUGUACCGAUGUUUUGCUAAGCGAGCUCGAUGUGCUCUUAACAAGCAAAAAUCAUUCCGUGGCAUACAUUGCUUCACAUGUGUGCUACAACUUAUUGUAUGGAAAAUCCUUGCAUGCUCUCGCGGCAAAGUUCCCAAUGCUCCAUCCGUUUAUGGGCAAUUCGACUGAAGAGAUAAAGCUAUUUUCGUACAACGCCGGCAGCGUACCAUCACUGAAAGCAACGCUUGGAAACGGGUGUAUCAAUUGUCGCGAGUUCGUGCAAAAUUUGUCUUCCGCAUUAUUAUCCUUUUUAGGGAAUCCGAUUCUGAAGAAGCUUGUUGAGUUGGAUAGCGCGUUUGCAGAAAAAAUUAUUCCGUUGCUUAUACAGAUAGCGUUAAAGCUGUUUGUAGACAGAGUUAAUAUUGAAAUUGGCAAUUUUAUUAAUUUUUUUUUCGAAAAAUUUUCUACUACUUCUGAAGAUUCUGGAAAUCUUUUCAAUGAUCCCAAAGCGUUGCAGCUCAUGCUUACGAUUGUAGAGUGUGUCCGAGUUCACAAUCAUCAAUUUCCACAGUUCAAAAUCACGAUUAAUUUCUUACCGAUCGCUCGAGCGUCCCAGUACUGUCAGGCGCAUUUCAAAGCGAUUCUCUACGGUGAGCUAUGGUAUCGGGAGGAAGUGGAAAAUAACGCGGAAGAUACAAAAAAGAACCCAAAACUACGGGAAAUAAUGAAAUCCUGCCACCAUGCCAUCGGCGUGUACGAUGCCGUGCAAUCGUUCUUGAAUCCAAUUUUGGAACGAACGGAGUAUUACCGGCUGGAGCGAAACUACGCUGGAUCCUUAAUCUAUCACGACACUAACCGUGGAUCCCGAAAUUGCGGUGGCCACAUCCAGAGCAAACCUUUAAUGAAUUUACUGAAAGAUAGCAACCUGUACGGUUUGGCCCGUUCGCUGCAUCCUGACCCGCAAGAAGUGGAUUAUGAAUGUGCCUGGCGCUUGGCCGAUUGGGACGUACUGGUCGAUGGUGACAAAUCUGACGGUCAAGCGGAAUCGAUGAAUCGACAAGAGUUCUCAGUGCAGUCUCACUUCUUUGAACGUGCUCACUAUAAAGCCCUCAAGUGUCUGGUGUUGCAGGACGAACUGGCAAUGGAAAGUGCCAUCCACGAGGGUCGACGGGCGGUUAGCGAAAUAUUCAAGCUCACUAGCAUCGAAUCAACCAAGCACGUCUAUGGUGGCUUGUGUCGCCUCAGACAACUGCAACAAAUCGAGGACUUUGGCUUGAUUCAUUUCAAGAGGCAGAUCGAUUGUGAACAGGAUCUACUCAACAGGUGGAAUCAACAGGACGCGCUGCCCUGCAGCGACUUUGCGCUAAUGGAACGACUCUUGUCGCAACGGCUGUCCAUAUUUAAAACGGCAGGAGUGUGUGCGAAGCGCCAGUGGAUCCCAGCGGCCACCUAUAGCACGCUGCUUCGCUUGAUCCAUGAAUCGCGCCUAAGAGGGUACAAUGACUGUGCGCUGCGCAAUAUUGCACUUACGGAGAAGCUCGAUCUGCCCGCCAAUGUACGAUCGUUAAUCCUUCUGGAGGAUGCGCAACUAAACUGGACCACUGGCCACAGGCAGUUAGCUCGAGGAAUGGCACGGGAAGUGAUGGAUAGCAAGCAGUACAACGAUCUGAUGGUGAAUGCAGUCGCUUGUCGGGUGUACGGAGAAUUUCAGGCGGAAGGCCACUUGCAAGAGGUGCAUUCGUUGUACACGGAUUACUUCCAGCGCGCGGAAAAGUGCAUCCAGCAUGCGUUGGCGAAGCAGAGCACCGUACUCAAAACGGGCUCCACCGCAAUUCCACUCAAUCACCGAUGUUUUGAGGUGGACCGGAACUUCACCGUGCAGCACACCGUCGCCAAGUAUGCCGAUCGAGAGUUCGUACGACUAAGCAAAAUUCUCAGCUCACAAGAAUGGGAAGCACGACGGCUGAAUCUCACCCGUAUGCAGCAGGAAACGGAACGUCUGCAUGCGGAAGCGUCCCGAGCCACGGACAAGCGUCGCAAGGAGAUCGGUCGCACGCUACAGUUUACGCAGAAAAAUUUAAAGCGUGACCAAAAGGCGGCGGAAGAAGUGGAACAGAAUCGCUCCAAGUAUCUCACGUUGGCGCUGGCCUACUACAUGACAUACGCAGUACAGACCACGGUCGAGAGCGACAUGGUAAUAUUUAGGAUCAUCUCGCUGUGGCUGAACAACCACGACGCUAAGGAUGUAAAGGAACUGGUUACGAAGUCCCUGCAUACUAUACCGUCGUACAAGUUUAUCGCCGUGCUGCCACAGCUAACACCGAGGGUCAGCUCGGAGGGUACUGUUGGUAUGCUGGUAAAGAAAACGUUGAUACUGUGCGCGAAAGAUCAUCCGCAUCAUACGCUUCCGCACGUGUUUGCGCAGCUACACGCCUUUCAGGAUCAGCCUGAGCACGAAGUUCCUACCGACGACAAGCGUUUACAGGGUGUGCGAGAGGUUUACAAUAAGCUUAAGCAGGAACCAACUUUGCAAAAAAUCUUACAUCAAAUGGAGCGGAUGAACCUUGCGCUUAUCGAGAUGGCAAAUAAAACCAUAUCUACCGAGGCCACAUUCCGCGAGUACACCAUGAUCAAGCGGGAUAAGCUGGGCCAGCUGGAGAACCUGGAUCUGGUCCAUUGUCCCACAGUCCAGUUGACGGUUGUGCCGGGUGGAAACUAUCAGAACCGGACCGUGGGUAUUAGGCGUUGGGAUGUGAGAAUCACCGGCGUCGGUGGAAUCAAUGCACCGAAAAAGCUAUCCUGUCUUUGUCUGAACGGUACGAAACAGACGCAGUUGUUAAAGGGCAAGGACGAUAUGCGACAGGACGCGGUAAUGCAACAGGUGUUCGGCAUACUUAACGUACUGCUGCGACACGAUAGAGAAACGGCUCGUCGAAAGCUGUCCGUACGCACGUACAAAGUGGUGCCAUUGUCCAGACAGAGCGGUAUUCUGGAAUGGUGCAACAAUACGAUGCCGAUCGGGACUUGGUUGCUUGCGGGGCACGUAAAGUACCGCCCGCAGGAUAUUGAUCCAAGCACGGCACGGAAAAAGUUCACCAACAACGCUCAAGCUGGUAUGACGGUGGAUAAGAAACUACAAAACUAUGCGGAUAUCUGCCGCAAACUGCAACCCGUGCUUCGACACUAUUUUCUUGAGCACUAUCCGAAACCGGGCGUGUGGUUCGAACGGCAGCAGAACUACAUCAAAAGCGUCGCGACCAGUUCCAUGAUCGGGUACGUGCUGGGCAUUGGCGAUCGGCAUGUACAGAACAUUCUGAUCGACAAGUGCACGGCGGAAGUAAUACACAUCGAUUUUGGAAUAGCGUUCGAGAUGGGCAAAAAUCUCUUUACUCCGGAGACCGUGCCGUUCCGUCUGACCCGUGACAUAGUGGACGGCAUGGGUAUCAAUGGGGUAGAAGGCGUUUUCAAAAAAUCAUGUGAGAAAACGUUGGAGGUGUUGCGUAACAACCAGACUGUGAUUCUGACCAUCCUGGAGGUACUGCUGUACGAUCCGCUCUACUCGUGGAACGUGCUGUCCAAUAAGAAGGCCAACCGCCGGCAGCAGCAAGCUGCAAUGCACAUCUCAGGCGAGGAAUCGGACAGCCAGGAACAGGUGGAUCUGACGGUAGGAGCCAAUAUCAACGUCACGGCCGAGCGGACGCUGAUGCAGGUGGAGAAGAAGCUGCAGGGCAAAGAGGACGACAAGUACAUCUCGGUUGAGGGACAGGUGCAGAUGCUGAUCUUCAACGCCACUAACGAGAUCAACCUGUGUCAACUGUUUGCCGGCUGGCAGCCGUACCUGUAA
Anopheles nili is the source of this 8598-nucleotide messenger RNA. It is a transcript of the gene tefu, whose product is annotated as serine/threonine-protein kinase ATM. The coding region runs from base 1 to 8598 and encodes 2865 amino acids. The record is from RefSeq and is a predicted model, not a curated record. Gene Ontology annotation, molecular function: protein serine/threonine kinase activity; protein binding. Gene Ontology annotation, biological process: DNA repair. NCBI's taxonomy places the organism in Eukaryota, Metazoa, Arthropoda, Insecta, Diptera, Culicidae. The transcript has 18 exons.